CCGAUCGAAGGCAGCGGGCGGAGCAGCAGCGACACCGCCCGGCCGUUUACUCCGAUCGCGGGGCGCCUGCAGGGCGUGCGGUUGCUCGUAGGUGCGAAUGGAGUCUCAGUACCUCAAGAGCUGCCUGGGAGAUUGCUUAAAAAAGGGUCUGGCAGAGGUUGUGGAGCGUCAGCCUGCAGACCCCAUACAGUACCUGGCGAGCUGGAUUUACAAUUACAAGAGAACUCUAGAUGAAGAAAAAAAGAGAACGUUGGAAAGGAUUGAACUGGAAAAAGAACAGCAGGCAGCCCUGGAAGAACUUGAAACGUUAAGAAAAAUGAAGGAAGAAGAGCUGAUGAUACAACAGAGAUUUGAAGAACAACGACUGGAACAAGAACGGGAGAAGUUGAAACUGCAGAACAAAGAAGAGAAAAUGCAGCUGCAGCAGCAGGAUCCCGAGGUUUAAGCCAAAGCUUAAUAAAGAUUUGGAAAUAUCGUUAA
Lagopus leucura (white-tailed ptarmigan) is the source of this 480-nucleotide messenger RNA. It is a transcript of the gene DYDC1, whose product is annotated as DPY30 domain containing 1. The transcript has 4 exons. Gene Ontology annotation, cellular component: Set1C/COMPASS complex. The record is from RefSeq and is a predicted model, not a curated record. Lineage: Eukaryota; Metazoa; Chordata; Aves; Galliformes; Phasianidae. The coding region runs from base 98 to 445 and encodes 115 amino acids.